AUGUUCUCCGAGCAGGCUGCCCAGAAGGCCCCCACCUUGCUGUCUCCACUAUCAUCCAACACCCCCACCUUUGCACGAGUUCCAGUGGUGGCCUACACUAACUCCUCACAGCCCUUCCGACUUGGGGAGCGCAGUUUUAACCGGCAGUAUGCACACAUUUAUGCCACCCGCCUCAUCCAGAUGAGACCCUUCCUGGUGAGCCGCGCUCAACAACACUGGGGCAUUGGAAUCCAAGUGAGGAAGUUGUGUGAGCUGCAGCCUGGCGAGGAGUGCUGUGUGGUGGGGACUCUCUUCAAAGCCAUGCAACUUCAGCCCUCCAUCCUGCGGGAAGUCAGUGAGGAGCACAACCUCCUCCCUCAGCCUCCACGGAGCAAAUACAUCCACCCAAAUGACGAGCUUAUCUUAGAAGAUGAACUGCAGCGAAUUAAACUGGAAGGUGCCAUAGACGUAGCAAAGCUGGUUACAGGCACUGUCCUGGCUGUGUUUGGUUCUGGGAAAGAUGAUGGGAAGUUUGUGGUGCAGGACCAUUGCUUCGCUGACCUUGCUCCUCAGAAGCCACUGGCCUCCCUACACACAGACAGGUUUGUGCUACUGGUGUCCGGUCUGGGUCUUGGUGGUGGAGGUGGUGAAAGCCUUUUGGGCACCCAGCUGCUGGUGGACAUGGUGACAGGACAGCUUGGGGAUGAAGGGGAGCAGUGCAGUGCUGCCCACAUUUCCCGAGUCAUCCUGGCUGGUAACCUUCUCAGCCAGAACACUCAGAGCAGAGAUUCCAUCAAUAAGGCAAAGUACCUCACAAAGAAAACCCAGGCAGCCAGUGUGGAGGCCAUCAAGAUGUUGGAUGAGAUUCUCCUGCAGCUGAGCGCCUCAGUGCCUGUGGAUGUGAUGCCUGGAGAAUUUGACCCCACCAACUACACGCUGCCUCAGCAGCCCCUGCAUCCCUGCAUGUUCCCUCUAGCCACUGCCUACUCCACACUCCAGCUUGUCACCAACCCCUACCAGGCCACCAUCGAUGGAGUCAGAUUCCUGGGGACUUCUGGACAGAACGUAAGUGACAUCUUCAGAUACAGCAGUAUGGAGGAUCACCUGGAAAUCCUGGAGUGGACCCUGAGGAUCCGUCAUGUCAGCCCCACAGCCCCCGACACACUAGGCUGCUACCCCUUUUACAAAACAGACCCCUUCAUCUUUCCUGAAUGUCCUCACAUCUACUUCUGUGGCAACACUUCCAGCUUCGGCUCAAGAGUCAUCCAAGGCCCUGAGAACCAGACCGUGCUCCUUGUAUCUGUCCCAGACUUCAGUGCCACACAGACUGCCUGCCUGGUGAACCUACGCAGCAUGGUCUGCCAGCCCAUUCACUUUUCAAGUUUUGGAGCAGAGGAUGAGGUCCUGGGAGGACUAGGCCUGGGUCCCUAA
Messenger RNA from Elephantulus edwardii (Cape elephant shrew), 1410 nucleotides. It is a transcript of the gene POLD2, whose product is annotated as polymerase (DNA directed), delta 2, accessory subunit. The transcript has 10 exons. The coding region runs from base 1 to 1410 and encodes 469 amino acids. Gene Ontology annotation, cellular component: delta DNA polymerase complex. Gene Ontology annotation, biological process: DNA replication; DNA strand elongation involved in DNA replication. The record is from RefSeq and is a predicted model, not a curated record. Gene Ontology annotation, molecular function: DNA binding. Lineage: Eukaryota; Metazoa; Chordata; Mammalia; Macroscelidea; Macroscelididae.